AUGCACCACGAGUUCCUAGGCGACCUCUUUGAGGAAGAGGUGCGGUCCGCAGGAAAGGCGUUCAUGGCGAUCGGCGCCGUCGGCUACUUCGCCGCGCAGGCGGAAAAUAGCACACUCUUCAAGCGCGAUGAGGUGCAGUACGCGAUCGACGCGUACCUACCGCAGGGGUACGACCGCAGCGUCAUUGCUGCACGCUCCAACCAGCUGCUGACGAAGAGCUUCAUGAUGAAGGCGCUUCGUAUUGACAGCGUCAAGGAGGAGAUGCGCCUCGCAGCCAAUCGUGAGGAGAAGUUGAGCUGUUUGGCGGAUCUGUUUCAGUUGACUUUGGUGGGAAUGCUUAGCGCUGCGCACGUGCACAGCUUGACCAUCGUGUUGCACGUGAUUAGGAACACGGCGCUGAUACUGGUCUAUGUGCUCGGCAAGCGAGAGGAAAGUGGCGGCUCGCGCGGUAGGGCGAUGGUAUCAAAGGUACGCUCCUGGUGGUCGGGUGGCAUGAAGAGCGUCAUGCUAGAAUCAAUUGUUGAAAGGAUCCAACAGGACAUGGGGGGCUCACCCUUUGCGCAAGUGGUUGAUGAGGAAAAUGUGGUGGCCGCGGAUAUAGAGCGAUGGUUCUCUGUAGAGGCACUGCUGCAGAUUGCUGUCCCUCGCGUCGUGGAGUCGGCACGUCGGGUGGUGAAGACCGCGCUGAAUCGUCGUGCACCGCACGUCUUUAGUGUUGCCGGCAUUGUCACUGGGCAAGACAUGCACAUGUUGCUGGAGGAGAUAUCCGAGGACUUUGAGUCGUGUGUGGCGUGGUCGGAUUGGCUAACGCCGCCACCACCAGCACCGGAGAGCGGUAACGGACUUGGGGGCAGUAUUGGCGGCAAGGGCGUGGUGGUGGUAGAGCCUAUCAGCGACGAUGACGACGACGACGACGACGACGAGAGCGGCAUCUUGGAGUUCCCCAUGGGCUCCACUGCACUACCGCGCGACCACAGCGCCGCCUCACGACGUCAGCGCGACCGCAACGUGGUGGCGAGCGUGUUUGGCCUGCCGGGCGACGAGAGCCCCGCGGAGGCUGCCGCGCGGGAGGCGGAACGGCGGCGCGAGACGUUGUUGCGUGACCAGGCGUCUGGCUUCUUCCACGCGAUUAUUCACAGCGACUCGUUCAACGAGAUCUGCAUCGCCUACGCAGCGGAGGUGCUGGAGGGGGCCACAGCAGCAGCAGCGGAUCUGCGGCACGUGCGCACCUACGACGAGGGCACGGACUCGGCGAGGAUGCCGCAGGUGAUCACGUCGUUGGAGAGCCACCGCCUGUCGCUCUUCGACCACGACUUCAACGUGCGGCCCUACCUCCGCCUGCUGUGCGAAGAGACCAUCCGCGCCACGUGCCGCCUGUCGUGA
Trypanosoma grayi is the source of this 1383-nucleotide messenger RNA. RefSeq lists its product as hypothetical. The transcript has a single exon. The record is from RefSeq and is a predicted model, not a curated record. The coding region runs from base 1 to 1383 and encodes 460 amino acids. NCBI's taxonomy places the organism in Eukaryota, Euglenozoa, Kinetoplastea, Trypanosomatida, Trypanosomatidae.